Molecule: messenger RNA, 751 nt
Organism: Notothenia coriiceps (black rockcod)
Lineage: Eukaryota; Metazoa; Chordata; Actinopteri; Perciformes; Nototheniidae
Product: alanine aminotransferase 2-like
Exons: 1
Coding region: 347-751 (134 amino acids)
Source: RefSeq, a predicted model, not a curated record
GGAUAACGGGCCGCACAAGAGGGAGGGAUACGGUCGGUCUGGCUGUGUGUUGCCAUGUGUGCAGGAUUCAUACCCCAAUAAUUUCGGAGGGAGAAGCAGUCAGUUUGUGGAAGCAGCCAUUGUCUUUAGAAACAGCCUUGGAUUUAAUCACAAUUUUGAUCGGAGCCUUCUUUGUAGGCUCAAGGUCCAAAGGUCUGGGCGCUUAGUCCUUCUUAGGAGCUCUGUGGUGUCACAACUUUUGAUUUCACUCCUCUCGAGAGAAGUGACCGCCGUUGUGCAAUUCGCUGUGCACCGUAGAGGCUUUUACAAGUUCCCCAACUUGUGAAGGAAGGCCGUGACUAAACAAAUGUCAGCCACACGAAUGCAGCUGCUGUCACCCCGAAACGUGAGGCUUUUGAGCCGGGGGCGAAACGAAUUGUUAGCCGGGGCUGGCCCCAGGGUCUGCUCACUCACCUCUCCCCCUCUGUCGUCCUCCUCUCCCGGCAGAGCUUUGUCGAGUCUGAGCGCGACGCGGCGUGGGCUCCCCAAAGAGAAAAUGUCCGAGAAUGGAGUGUUACCCCGGGCCAAGGUGUUGACCAUCGACAGCAUGAACCCCACGGUGAAGAAGGUGGAGUACGCCGUGCGGGGCCCCAUCGUGCAGCGGGCUCUGGAGCUGGAGAGGGAGCUCUCUGAGGUUUGUACUCGCUGUCUGAUCUCUAUGGACAAUAUCUGCUCUUUGUAUUUCAAACUCACCCCAAACAUGUUGUUAUAG